AUGUGCCAAGGAGGACACCUCAGCCCCGGCAGCCACCAGAAGGUGCUGAUGAAAACGGGCCUCAUCCUCCUCAUCGUCGGGCACCUCAACUUCAUCGCGGGGGCCCUCGUGCACGGCACCGCCCUGCGGUUCGCGGUGGCCCCCCGGGACGCCGUGUCCCUGCAGUACCUCAUCGCCAACACCGCCUCCGGCAUCGCCGCCCUGCUGACCAUCUCCUGUGGAAUUGCUGCCCUCAUGCUGUCCCACUACCUCACCCCCGCCGCCCUCAAAUGGGCACUUCUCACCCUGAGCGCCUGCACCAGCCUGGGCUGCCUGUCCUGCCUGCUGGGGCUGCUUGUGGCCAUCGGGCUGACCCUGGGCAACCAGGGCCGGGCACUGCUGGCCCCCUGCGCCGUCGCCAACGCCGCCCUUGCCCCGGUGUCCCGCGAGUGCCCCUUCGACCCCACCCGCGUCUACAGCUCCACGCUGUCCCUCUGGGCCGUGUCCCUCGUGCUGGAGUCGAUGGAGAUCAUCUUUGGCAUCCGCUGCCUCCUGCUCACCCUCGAGCUCCUCCGCCUCGGCCGCUGCUGCCGUGGGACACACCGGAGGAAGGUCUCCUUGCAGGCAGCCCCUGCGGAGAGCCCCAACCCCGGACAGUGCCUGGGCUUGCUGAGGCUGGACAGCGUGGAAUGUGCCCAGCUCUGAGCAGGGCCAGAGGGAUGACCCUGUGGAUGUGUCCUGGCCAUUCCUGCCCCAUCCCA
Molecule: messenger RNA, 740 nt
Organism: Myiozetetes cayanensis
Lineage: Eukaryota; Metazoa; Chordata; Aves; Passeriformes; Tyrannidae
Gene: TMEM54
Product: transmembrane protein 54
Exons: 6
Coding region: 1-684 (227 amino acids)
Source: RefSeq, a predicted model, not a curated record